This is a messenger RNA of Oncorhynchus nerka (sockeye salmon), 997 nucleotides long. Its product is annotated as adaptin ear-binding coat-associated protein 1-like. NCBI's taxonomy places the organism in Eukaryota, Metazoa, Chordata, Actinopteri, Salmoniformes, Salmonidae. Gene Ontology annotation, cellular component: membrane; clathrin vesicle coat. Gene Ontology annotation, biological process: endocytosis. The transcript has 8 exons. The record is from RefSeq and is a predicted model, not a curated record. The coding region runs from base 33 to 944 and encodes 303 amino acids.
GAUCACCACACACCGAUUGAAUUAAAGUCAAGAUGGCGACCGAGGGCGAAUACGAGUCGAUCCUGUGUGUGAAACCUGACGUCAACGUUUACCGAAUCCCGCCGCGGGCAUCGAACCGGGGAGUCAGGGCUGCGGAUUGGAAGCUGGACGCCCCUGAUUGGACAGGCCGUAUGAGAGUGACGGCUCGGGGAAAAGUGGCUUUCAUCAAACUGGAGGACAAGAUCUCUGGGGAGCUGUUUGCACAGGCACCAGUGGACGAGUACCCUGGUAUUGCCAUAGAAACCGUCAGUGACUCCAGUCGGUACUUUGUGCUUCGGAUCCAGGAUGAGAGUGGUCGCAGUGCGUUCAUAGGCAUCGGGUUCGGGGACAGAGGAGACUCGUUUGACUUCAACGUGGCGCUGCAGGACCACUUUAAGUGGGUGAAACAGGAGCUUGAGAUCAGUAAGCAGUCUCAGACUCCAGACAACACUCCUAAACUGGACCUGGGUUUCAAAGAAGGACAGACCAUCACUCUCAAUAUCGGGCAAGGCAGAAAGAGAGACAAGUCCCGCCCCCAGAGCGCUGGUGGCUUUGGGCUCCUCCCUCCUCCCCCUGGCGGUGGAGGCACCAAGAUAGCCCCUCCCCCUAUGUCAAGCUCCUCCAAUGACAACGAAGGUUUAUUCUCAGGGGGAGACUUAUUCUCUGCGGGAAGUGACUCGUUUUCAGGGGGAAGUGACACAUUUUCAGGAGGAAACAACACAUACUCAGCAGGAAGUGACAUGCUCUCAGGGGGAAGUAACACAGGCUGUUUGUUAGACCUGGACAGCAGUAACUCCAACUCUGUGGUGCAGCCGAACCCCAACCCUGCAGGCGGCUCGGACAUGUGGGGAGACUUCUCUGCCCCAGAAAAGUCAAUGUCUCCUCUCGCCAACGAUGAUGGCUCCACCAACUGGCAGCAGUUCUGAGGCCGUCCCACAAUCCCUUUCACUUGACCUUCACCUGACCUUUAACCCCUGAC